CUGGGAAAAGAGCUAGCUCUUACAGGUCCCGCCCUCCCCAGCUCCCUAGAACGCGACUCUGCAGCCCCACCACUCUCGCUCCAGCCUCCACCACGGCACUCAGACGUCUGGCGCGCGUCAAAACCUAACUGGGAGGUUGAUUUGUGGAGCAUCAACCCCAAACUCCUCUCCCCCCAGCCCCUCCUCCGCCCACUGCAUCUGCCAAGGGAGUUGGGUUGAGCAGGGGGAGGGGGAGGAUCUACACCCAUCCCCCUUCUCCUAGCCCUCCCCGCCUUUAGAUUCAAUUGUACCUUUUUAUUAUUUUAACUCUUCUCUUCAGGCCACUCGGCCCCUGAAUCAGUCCCUCCAGCAUUCGGCAUUGGCGGCCCCAGCUUCGCAUGCGGAAUGGGAGAGCAAGGGACCUGCCCGCGGUCAGCCGGCGUGUGCGGGAAGGUCCAGCCCAGGCGCCCGCUGCCCGGAGCCUGAGGACGGGUCUGGGAGGAAGAAGAGGCAGGUCAGAGGUCGGCAGAUAGGCUGGCUAUGGUGACAGGAGGAUGUUGGCCAGAAAGAGCAUUAUCCCCGAGGAGUAUGUGCUGGCGCGCAUCGCCGCGGAGAACCUGCGCAAACCGCGCGUCCGAGACCGACUCCCUAAAGCCCGCUUCAUCGCCAAGAGCGGGGCCUGCAACCUGGCACACAAGAACAUCCGCGAGCAAGGACGCUUCCUGCAGGACAUCUUCACCACGUUGGUGGACCUGAAAUGGCGCCACACUCUGGUCAUCUUUACCAUGUCCUUCCUCUGCAGCUGGCUACUCUUCGCCAUCAUGUGGUGGCUGGUGGCGUUUGCCCAUGGGGACAUUUAUGCUUACAUGGAAAAAAGUGGAAUGGAGAAAAGUGGUUUGGAGUCCACAGUGUGUGUGACCAAUGUCAGGUCUUUUACCUCUGCUUUUCUCUUCUCCAUUGAGGUUCAAGUGACCAUUGGAUUUGGAGGGAGAAUGAUGACAGAGGAAUGCCCUCUGGCCAUCACAGUUCUGAUUCUCCAGAACAUUGUGGGUUUAAUCAUCAAUGCAGUCAUGUUGGGCUGCAUUUUCAUGAAAACAGCUCAGGCUCACAGAAGGGCAGAGACUUUAAUUUUCAGCCGCCAUGCUGUGAUUGCUGUCCGAAAUGGCAAGCUGUGCUUCAUGUUCCGAGUCGGUGACCUAAGGAAAAGCAUGAUCAUCAGCGCCUCAGUACGCAUCCAGGUGGUCAAGAAAACCACCACGCCUGAGGGGGAGGUGGUGCCUAUUCACCAACUGGACAUUCCUGUUGAUAACCCAAUCGACAGCAAUAACAUUUUCCUGGUGGCCCCUUUGAUCAUCUGCCAUGUGAUUGACAAGCGCAGCCCCCUGUAUGAUAUCUCAGCAGCUGACAUCGUCAACCAAGACCUGGAGGUCAUAGUAAUUCUGGAAGGAGUGGUCGAAACCACUGGCAUUACCACACAAGCAAGAACCUCCUACAUCGCUGAGGAGAUCCAGUGGGGCCACCGUUUUGUGUCUAUUGUGACUGAGGAGGAAGGAGUAUAUUCUGUAGAUUACUCCAAAUUUGGCAACACUGUCAAGGUAGCUGCCCCACGGUGCAGUGCCCGAGAGCUGGAUGAGAAGCCUUCCAUCCUUAUUCAGACCCUCCAGAAGAGUGAACUGUCCCAUCAAAAUUCAUUGAGGAAGCGCAAUUCCAUGAGAAGAAACAAUUCCAUGAGGAGGAGCAACUCUAUCCGAAGAAACAACUCUUCUCUCAUUGUGCCAAAGGUACAAUUUAUGACUCCAGAAGGAAAUCAGAACACAUCGGAAUCAUGACAGGAAGACAACCCCAAGAGAGUCUUUUAUCAAGUUUGGGAGGUUCACGUUGGAAACUCUUAGAAUGAACAAGAGCUGGAACAUAAAGUGUCCUACUUUUUAAUGCACUAAAUGAUAUUCGUACUCAGACAGUAGCACUUUCUGUAUCAAUAAACAAUAACACAUAAGAUGGAGGAAUCAUGCUCACACUUGUUUCAUAUAUACAGUAUUUUCUGGGACAUGCUUAAGUUAUAUAGAGGAAACCAUAUCCUCUCAUAUCCGUCCAUUUGAAACACAAGAAUUACAUUGAUAGUAAUAGACCUUGGAUAGAAAAAGUUGGCCAAGGAAUGAUCUGUUUAAAAUGCUUAGUUGAUAAAACCACAGAUCUCACUUGUUUCUAUUAUUCACUCUGGAAAUGCAAAUGGAAUAGGAAGGGGGAAAAAUUGUAUUACUUACACCUUUUGUAUAUCAACCAGUGUGCUGCCUUCUCCUUUCUCCAUGAUACUGCCCCUGACAGGGCUACCUGGUAAGAAGCUGGAGGCAAAAACUGCUUAGCUCUAACUGCUCAUAAUGGGAUCCUCUUUGUUCACCUGGUUUUUCAUCAUUACCUCCCAGUGGCUUUCUGGUCCUGCUCAUGGCAGCCAGUUGGGCCGAAUCGGGCAAGGAGUCUUUGGAGACUGAAGACGGUUAGAGACAAGGUAAGAACAUUCCUGUCUCAAUUAGGAAUGGAUUCCCAACAGUAACAGUUGCUGCUUUAAGCUUUUCACUUCUUAAGAGUUCCCAGAGGGAAAUACUGUAUUGAAUGUUUUAUUAAAACAUUUCAUUUGUA
This is a messenger RNA of Choloepus didactylus (southern two-toed sloth), 2616 nucleotides long. It is a transcript of the gene KCNJ8, whose product is annotated as potassium inwardly rectifying channel subfamily J member 8. Gene Ontology annotation, biological process: potassium ion import across plasma membrane; regulation of monoatomic ion transmembrane transport. The transcript is spliced from 3 exons. Gene Ontology annotation, cellular component: plasma membrane. The record is from RefSeq and is a predicted model, not a curated record. NCBI's taxonomy places the organism in Eukaryota, Metazoa, Chordata, Mammalia, Pilosa, Megalonychidae. Gene Ontology annotation, molecular function: ATP-activated inward rectifier potassium channel activity. Bases 534 to 1808 code for a protein of 424 amino acids.